This is a messenger RNA of Acyrthosiphon pisum (pea aphid), 4034 nucleotides long. It is a transcript of the gene Ypel, whose product is annotated as Yippee-like. NCBI's taxonomy places the organism in Eukaryota, Metazoa, Arthropoda, Insecta, Hemiptera, Aphididae. The transcript is spliced from 5 exons. The record is from RefSeq and is a predicted model, not a curated record. Bases 385 to 744 code for a protein of 119 amino acids.
UCACACGCCGCCGCCGUCGCUCGGAGAGGAUUUCCCAUUGUGGCGCGCGUGUUGUUUUGUGUUCAUUCGUCAGCUGUUCGCCGCACUAGACGAGCGCACUCCGCUGCGGUCUGCUUUGUUGUCCACACGCACGUAUCUUUGCCGAUCGUUUUUCCGUUUCCUGUCGCGUCGUCACCGUCGUUUCCCCGUCGAGUCUCCGAUACCGACAGCGAGUCGACUACGUCAUAGCUACCUCCGACAACGCCGUUACACUGUCCGCCGUUGUCGCAGCGAUUUGCCGACAGACGACACAGCAGCCGCCGUCGUCGUCCGCGCAGUUACACUGGAUGCGUUUGAACUUCAUGUUCCAACCCGUAACCGAGUACCGCUGACUAGAGCAUCAUCAUGGUCAAGACGUUUCAGGCGUAUCUGCCGGACUGCCACAGGACAUACUCUUGCAUUCACUGCAGAGCACACCUGGCAAAUCACGACGAACUUAUAUCCAAGUCUUUUCAAGGCAGUCAAGGAAGAGCAUACCUUUUCAAUUCUGUUGUAAACGUUGGAUGCGGCCCGGCAGAAGAAAGGAUUUUGUUGACCGGACUACAUGCGGUCGCCGAUAUAUAUUGUGAAUGCUGUAAGACCACCCUGGGUUGGAAAUACGAACACGCGUUCGAAUCCAGCCAGAAGUACAAGGAGGGCAAGUACAUAAUCGAAAUGGCACACAUGAUCAAAGAAAACGGCUGGGAGAGCCCGCCGAAGAAAUGAGCUCCUAUCGUCAUUCUAUCUAUCUCUCUAUCUCUCUGUCUUUCCCGCCAUGCGUUUCUCUCGUCAAAUAUCUCUUUGUUUUUCCCUAUCUGCCCCCUUCACCCAACCGUCCAACCACUCCGAAAAAUUUACUGUCUCACUCACUCCCUCCCUGCCACCCUUUUUUCGUUCAUCCGACCUCGAAAAGUUUGACGUUUUUCCGGACAAUCUGCAGUGUUUGGUAUUGCCAACCGUUGAUGUUUAUCGUGACCGCGAUAAACGUUAUCGCAGAGUUAUGGCCACAACGAAGGCGAAUAUAAUAAUAUUUGCAGCUGUCAUAAUAUUUUCGCCAUCGUCCUAACUCCGCUGGAUAUGCAAAUGCGCAAAUGAUCACCGGUAAAUGAUGGAGGGAAAUCUCAAUUAAUACGCCGGAGUUAACGUUAGACGGUUAGCUUACGGACUUAUUAUAAUUAUAAAUCUAGUAUUAAUUAACUAAUGGUGUACCUAUUUAUAAUAUUAAGUAUUUAUGUGAUAACGUGAUCGUAUAUAAGAGUAUAUAAUUAAUGUCGGCACUGUAAUUCGGUUUCAAAAGAAACACACAAAAUUAGAGAUGUAUACACACCUCCCAAAGCUUUUUCGAUACAUAUUAUAUAUUUAUUAUUAUGGCCACAAAAACAGAUUUAUCGGUUUAUUGAUAUUUUGAAAUAGUGAAAAAAAUAACUGUAAGUAUAAUAAUAUAUUUCUUGAGUUGUACAAAUAACAUUGAUUAAAUAAUAUUUAUUUAUUUAUUUUAUUUCGGUCAGUUCAUUUUAAUAAUGAGCUAUAUUUGUAUUAUUAUACAACGAAAAUCGAUAAUUAUUACUAUAUAUUAUAUAAUAUAAAUUAUAAAUUCGAAAAAUUAACGCAGGGUUUCGUUUUAAAACAUUGUUUUCGUAAAAUUAAUUUCAAUUUUAUUUUUGUUUUAAUAUUUGUUCUUUAACAAAUAGAUCCGGUCAAUGGCGUAUUGCUUGGUAAGAAUUUUGAGAAAAAAAUAUUUUAAUUUUGUAUUUUUGUGUUAUUUAAAUUCGUUUAAGAUAAUAAACUAAGACUAACCAUAAAAUUACUAACCCUUUAAAAAAUUCAAAAAAAAAAAACAAAUUCUUGAUAAAAAAAAUUAAUAUUAAAAUCGUGAUGCUUAAAAUAAUCUACCGGUUCUUAUAAUAUACAUGAUAUAUAAUAUUAUAUAAAAUUAACACAUUUUUUAUCCGUUGACUUUAUGUCGUAAUAAAUUAUAUUAAUAACAUCGUUUCGGUUGGUAGGUACAGUAUUUUCACAUAGUUUAGCUUAAUACAAUUAUCGGUAUAAAUGUUAUUAUCACAUACAGAUUACUGAGUGUCCUUAUUAGUAUAAUAUGGGGUUAGGAUUUAUUUUCAUGAACGGGGUAACGUGUCACACGACGUUUUUUUUUUUAUCACGGAAGCACCGUUACUAAAAUUCAUCUAUACCAUAAUAUACUAAUGGACUAAUGGACACGAUGUAAUAGUGCGCGUGUGUGACGUCGUCUUGGUAAUGAUAAUAUGUAGGUAGAUAAUUGUACUUUAGCAUUAAAGCGUAUAUAAGUAGUAUUGUAUUUAAAGCCAAAAUAAUUAUAAAAUAUAAUAAGAAUAAGUACUGUAUCCAAUAUUAUAAUACGAUAUUAAUGGUAGUAUUUAUAAUAAUUAGAUAUUAUUUUUUAUAUUUUCAAUGUAGUGCUACUUCAAAUCAUUGUACUUAAAACUAAAACUGGUCUCAAAAAUAAAAAACAAAAAAAUUCAAAAAAAUAAAACAUUGAAAGAGUUAGUCACUCUAAAUCCAUCGCUAUGUUAGCAAUUUAAAAAAAAAAACUUCCAUUUUAUUUUUGUCAUCGGCUCGAUUUUUUUUCGACUAUAUUAUUUUGUAUUUUUUUUUUAUUAUUAUUAUUAUUAAAGUUCCUGUGAAAACAACAAACUUUUCCGCUUGUCCUUGACAAAACUGAUCUCAAAAUAUAAUAAAAUAUGUUUUAUUAUGUUUUUAUUAACUAACAGAAUGGGCGAGUUAUAUAAAUAUUUUACUGGGAACGUAAAAUCCUGUAUACUGCACCAACAGAAAUGCAACUAGCACAACUCUGUUAUUUAUAUAAUAUAUGAUCAUCUGGGGAAUCGUUUGUUAUAAUAUGCGUUCUCGUCCUAAUAAAUAUAUUUCCGAGCCACAUCUUGUGAGAUUUGCCUAUGACUUUGUGCGUAUUCGCUGAGAAUCAUUACAAACUGAUCAAGUGCCCAAUACAUAAUUUUUUUAAUAUUAUCCAACUAUAUCGAUAUUAUCGAUCGAUAAAUAUUGAUUUAUCGCGGAAGAGUAGAAAAAAAUAUAUGUAUAAUAUAUUUAUCAUAUUGUCAGGUUCGUAUUUUCAAAUAGAAAUUUGUUUUUUCUCUUUUUUUUAGUUAGUUCACUUUCUUUUUUUUGACUAGUAGGUACCUAUGUCCAUUCACGUAAUCGAUGACCAAUCCUGAUCCCUUUGUUUUCAAUGAUCGGUAGACAUAAUGUGUUUUAUACAAUAUAUCUAUCUCUUCACUUUUACUAUUAUUAUUUUAUAACUUUUUAAAAUAUCUAGUCUAGUACCUAUUAUAAUAUAUUUCAAUAGCAUAAUUAUUAUUCGUGUUUCAGUAGGUUUUCACUUGGAAAUUAAUAAGAACUAUUUUAAUAUUUAUCGUUAGUCUAAUCAAUAAUAGUGAGAUGUUAGGGAUCAAAUUACGUAUUAUAUGUAUUAUAAGUUAUUAUGUAAUAAAAGUAUUUGAAUGUAUAAGAUAGACUUAUGUGUGCUUUUAUUGCUAUAAUUGUAAGCACAUAAGACCCCAUUAAAACUUACUUCUAGUGUUGCUAUAUUUCCAAAAACUAACAAUUUAAUAUUAGCUGUAUUUUUGUGUAAUACAUGUCAAAAGUAUUCAGAUUAUUUUAAAUAUUUGACAAGAAAAUAAUUUUUGUUUAAAAAUAAAUUAAAAAUACAUCAAUACCUACAUAGGCAUAGGUUAUAACUAUAAUAUAUACAUACGUAUUAAAAUACAUAUGUUUGUCCGAUGUUGGAAAUAUAGGAAGUAUUGAUGCUACCUAAAAAAAAAUUUUUUGUUGUUUAAGUUUUAUAAAUAAUAUUAUUAUUAAGUUAUUUUAACGUAUUGUUUUUUAAAAAUUUUAUACUUAACAUCUAUAUGUUUAAUGUUUAUAUAUUAAGUUUCGAUUUAGGAACGUUAACCUAUUAUUUUGAGUUGUGAUUUUUUUUUCAAAAUGUGUAUGAUAAUUAAAUAAAAAACAUUAUCUGUGAA